AUCAUUUUUCUGCGGUUCCAGGGUUCGUUGUCCGGCGAGGGAGAGCGCGCCUUCUUCUCUGCCAGCAUGACUGAAAAGGCUCCAGCCGCCCCCGCUGCCCCGGCGGCCAAGAAGGCGAAAAAGGCGGCGGGCGCCCCCAAGCCCCACAAGCCCUCCAGCCCCAGCGUGACGGAGCUGCUGGUCAAGGCGGUCUCGGCCUCCAAGGAGCGCGGCGGGGUGUCCCUGGCCGCGCUGAAAAAGGCGCUGUCGUCGGGCGGCUACGACGUAGGGAAGAACAACGGACACCUCAAGCUCGCCCUCAAGAGCCUGGUGAGCAAAGGGACGCUGAUGCAGACCAAAGGCGCAGGCGCUUCGGGCUCCUUCAAGCUCGGCAAGAAGCCGGCCGCGGAGUGCAAGGAGAAGGUGGCCAAGAAGAAGCCAGCCAAGAAGGCCUCCUCCGGGGUCAAGAAAAGCCCGAAGAAGGUGGUGAAGAAGCCUGCUGCGUCAGGCGCCAAGAAGCCAGCCAAGAGCCCGCAGAAGGCUAAGGCUGUCAAAGCGAAGAAAGCCGCCAAGAGUCCGGCUAAAACCAAAGCGGUCCAGGCGAAGGCCAAGCCGAAGACGCCCAGAGCCAAGACGGCCAAGCCGAAGAAGGCGGCGCCUAAAAAGAAGUGAAUGUUUUAGCAGAGAUUUGAUCCUAAAAGGCUCUUUUAAGAGCCACCCACAAAUUAAUAGAAAGGGCGAAAAUCCGAGGAGAUAUCUGUUUCUGACCAUGCCUUUUCUUGGGGUGGAAGUUAAAAAUAGGAUUGGGGGGUUGGUUUGGAUGGUGUUCGUGGGUACUCUCCAAGCAUUUAAGUCUGUAUCUGGAAGAAACAGACUGAACUGGUUAAGCCAGUUUCUUGGUUAAUAGGUCCAGCCAAGUCUGUCAACAUUAACAUAUCUAAAGACUUGAGCAGGAGCAGAUCUGUUGCCAUAGGAAUAAAUGACCAGGGAUACUCCUUGAAGAGGGCAGCCCUCACCACCACCACCACCCCACCCAAAUAGGCCCAAGAGGUAGCCUGUGUGUUUUUGAGUUAGUCUGAUCAAACCUAAUGGGGAGUGUUGGAGUGUUAAUGUUGUGAGCUCUUCCAUCUUAUGUUCAAGUUGUAUAUAUGUGUAAAUAAAGCUAUAUAUCAUAAAGAUAC
This is a messenger RNA of Rhineura floridana, 1160 nucleotides long. RefSeq names its product histone H1-like. Gene Ontology annotation, cellular component: nucleus; nucleosome. NCBI's taxonomy places the organism in Eukaryota, Metazoa, Chordata, Lepidosauria, Squamata, Rhineuridae. The transcript has a single exon. The record is from RefSeq and is a predicted model, not a curated record. Gene Ontology annotation, molecular function: nucleosomal DNA binding; structural constituent of chromatin; double-stranded DNA binding. Bases 67 to 651 code for a protein of 194 amino acids. Gene Ontology annotation, biological process: negative regulation of DNA recombination; nucleosome assembly; chromosome condensation.